Messenger RNA from Gopherus flavomarginatus (Mexican gopher tortoise), 1731 nucleotides. RefSeq names its product otoconin 90 (gene OC90). Gene Ontology annotation, molecular function: phospholipid binding; calcium ion binding. NCBI's taxonomy places the organism in Eukaryota, Metazoa, Chordata, Testudines, Testudinidae. The coding region runs from base 1 to 1731 and encodes 576 amino acids. Gene Ontology annotation, cellular component: extracellular matrix. The transcript has 14 exons. Gene Ontology annotation, biological process: phospholipid metabolic process; lipid catabolic process; arachidonate secretion. The record is from RefSeq and is a predicted model, not a curated record.
AUGGAGCUUCAGUGCAGAUUCUCCCUAACUGCAAAUCAAACAAAUGAAGAUCACAGAGAUUUCUGGACUAAAUGGCACAAUGGAAGAGGCCAGCUUGUCAUAGCUCAGGGGGCCUUCAUGACCUGUGACAGCAAUUGCUUCUGUGGAGCAAUUAGUAACUUGGCAGACUUGGCUCAGCCCAAACGACUCACACAUGGGUCCCUCCACAGGUUCAACAGGCAGCAGAUAAUAAAAUCCCCAAAUACCACCCCUGGGCACAAUAUCACAUUCUUCAAUGGGGUCUUUCAAAACGUGGACAGUGUUGCAUUGUUUUUUGACUGCCUGGGUUCUCACUUCACUUGGCUACAGUCCAUAUUUACCAACUUCCCUGCACUGCUCCAUUUUGUGAACAAAAUGAGAUGUGUAACUGGACUUUGCCCCAGGGAUUUCGAAGACUACGGCUGCUCUUGCCGGUUCGAGAUGGAAGGGCUCCCUGUGGAUGAAGCGGACAGCUGCUGUUUCCAGCACCGCAAAUGUUAUGAAGAAGCUGUGGAGCUGGAGUGCUUAUGGGACCCUGCUAAGAUUUCUAUGGACAUCAGCUGUCUGACGAAAAACAUUACCUGUGAGUCUGGGGAUCCUUGUGAACGGCUUCUCUGCAAUUGUGACAAAGCAGCUAUUGAGUGUUUUGUCCAUUCACACGUUAACUCUUCCUUGAACGGCCUGGAUGUCUCCUUCUGUCCAGGUCAGGUUACAGAAACAACUAGCAAGAAAGGAUUGACAACGCUUCAUAUGGAGGGAAUUCCACCUGAAGCCAGCAAUACCAGCUUGAAACCCCCCACUUCUGAGUUUAUUGCAAGAGAUCACGAAGGCAUAUCUGCUUCCUUCGUGGAUCCCACGCUAACAGUUCAGAGGGGGCUGGAAGGCGAUUUAAUUGUAAGUGUACCUUCAGGACUUACAGAGGAUGCUUUCCUGAUGGAAGGGCCAACCACAGCCACAGCAGGUAUUAACUCAACAGGGCCAGAUGUGAUACCCAGUGAAAACGAUCCCACCACGACAACAGAACAAGAGACAAGCUUUAAGAUAGGAGAAGCGAGCACAGCUUCCUCUGCGAUAUCCCCAGAAGUGACACUCGCUGAGAGGGGGCCUGAUGAAGCUGUCAGACAAGUCUGUGACAGAUUCACCUUUCUGCAAAUGAGUGGGAACGGAAAGGUGAACCGGGAGCUGCCUCGGCUGGGAGAAAUGCUAUUUUGCUUGACUGAUCGAUGCCCACAGGAAUUUGAAUCUUAUGGCUGCUACUGUGGCCAAGAAGGAAGAGGUUAUCCUACAGAUGUACUGGACAGGUGCUGUUUCUCCCACCAAUGCUGUAUGGAACAAGUUAAAAAACUUGGGUGCCAGCCAGAAGGAAGUUUGAGAUCUGAAGUUGUAUGUUUAGAUCAUAAACCGAAGUGCAUUGGCUGGAGCAUGUGCGAGAAGCUCCUGUGUACCUGUGAUAAGACAGCGGCUGAAUGUAUGGCUGCCGCCUCUUUCAAUGAAAGCUUGAGGUUCCUAACCAGGCAAACCUGCCAAGCGAACAAAGCCUCAUGUCGGAGUGGAAUAGCUGAAAGGCCUGCAGGUGACACUGGAGUAGACACCAGAACCUCCAGCUCUGAGGAGAGCAGUGAGGAGGCAGGUCCGCAGAGGAGUGCUUUAAGAAUAAAGAGAGCAGCACGACACGCCUGGGGAAAAGCCAGAGCCACACCACAGGAGAGAUAG